This is a messenger RNA of Phlebotomus argentipes, 757 nucleotides long. RefSeq names its product transmembrane emp24 domain-containing protein eca (gene eca). The record is from RefSeq and is a predicted model, not a curated record. The transcript has 2 exons. Gene Ontology annotation, biological process: Golgi organization; intracellular protein transport; endoplasmic reticulum to Golgi vesicle-mediated transport. The coding region runs from base 108 to 749 and encodes 213 amino acids. NCBI's taxonomy places the organism in Eukaryota, Metazoa, Arthropoda, Insecta, Diptera, Psychodidae. Gene Ontology annotation, cellular component: COPII-coated ER to Golgi transport vesicle; Golgi apparatus; endoplasmic reticulum.
UACACGUCAUCGCUCUGAGAGCCAUCUUGUGGAGUGGUGGUGAAUGGUUUAUGACGUCCUGACGUGUCGUUCUUGUUGGGGCUUUCACCGGAUUUUCACGGAUAAUUAUGUGGAAUUGGUUGAUUGUGCUAAUCUUAGGCUUUCACUGCACCCAUGCUCUCUACUUCCACAUCGCCGAGACGGAGAGGAAGUGCUUCAUCGAGGAGAUUCCCGAUGAGACGACAGUGAUCGUCAACUACAAGGUCGAGCUGUACGACCCGCGCUCGGGGGGCUUCAUGCCCUCCUCGCCCGGCAUUGGGAUGCACGUGGAGGUGCGUGAUCCCGACGACAAGACCAUCCUGUCGCGAGUGUACAGCUCUGACGGGCGCAUCUCCUUCACCUCCCACACACCCGGCGAGCACGUCAUCUGCAUGUACUCCAACAGCACGGCGUGGUUCAGUGGCUCGCAGCUGCGCGUGCAUCUGGACAUCCAGGUGGGUGAGCACGCGAUAGACUACGCAAAUGUGGCGCAGAAGGAGAAGCUGUCGGAGCUGCAGCUGCGGAUGCGGCAACUCCUGGACCAGGUGGACCAGAUCACGAAGGAGCAGAACUACCAGCGCUAUCGCGAGGAGAGAUUCCGACAGACCAGCGAGAGCACGAACUCCCGCGUGCUGUGGUGGUCACUGGCGCAGACCAUCGUCCUCGUGGCGAUGGGCUUCUGGCAGAUGCGCCAUCUCAAGAGCUUCUUCGAGGCCAAGAAGCUGGUGUAGCGCCUUUG